CGUGUUUUGUGUUACAAAGACAAUAAAAUAUUUCGUAUGGAUGUGAUAUGGUGCGGUGUGAAAUAAUGCGAGGUGAACCAGCUUACACACAGAGGGAUCGAAGGGAAUCGAAUCAUCGACGAUUACAUCUGGGCAUAGAUAAUUCGUUCAUUCCUACGACACGAUGCCAAGGGGGGAAGAUUUGGUACCAUUGCAGCAUGGAUGCAAAAAGGUAUGCCAUGCUGUGCAAUGCCACGCAAUGCAAUGUGCUCCGUCCGUUUCACUCCCACCCCGCGGACAACUCAACUUUCCAUACACUAUAUAAUACCAUAUAAUCUAGCAGCAACCCUUCUUUUCUCCCUGCCCGGCGUUGUUGUUUCCACCAGAGAGGCUGAUGGAUUGGCCGGCCGACAGAGAGGGUCCACCCGCAGCAUCUUCGGCGGCAACGUUGCGCCGGGACAUGAGCCGGUAGAUCUCCGUCAGGAUUCGCUGAAAGGCCGUGUCGACUCCGGAGGCGUCAAGCGCCGACGUUUCGAUAAAGGCAAGGUUGUGUUGCUCCGAAAACGACAUGGCCUCGUCGGUCUCAACUGCCCUCAGGUGGCGCAGAUCACUCUUGUUGCCCACGAGCAUGACGACAAUGUUGGCCUCGGCGUGGUCCCUGAGUUCCUUGAGCCACCGCUCAACGUUCUCAAAGGUCCCGUGCUUCGAGAUAUCGUAGACCAGCAGGGCACCAACAGCUCCCCGGUAGUAGGCGCUGGUGAUGGCCCGGUAGCGUUCCUGUMCCGCCGUGUCCCAGAUCUGUGCCUUGAUGGUUUUGCCCUCGGCCUGGAUGGACUUCGUGGCGAACUCGACCCCGAUGGUCGACUUGGACUCGAGGUUGAACUCGUUGCGAGUAAAUCGGCUUAGGAGGUUAGAUUUUCCCACGCCAGAGUCCCCGAUCAAGACAAUCUUGAAAAGGUAGUCGUAUUCUUCAUCAACUCGUGCCGCCAUUGUGCUUGUUUUUGUUGUUUUAUUGAGUGAAAAAUUUGUGUAUAUUAUGUGAUUUUACUUGGUGAUUGUUAGAAGUUUCUCUCAAAUGUGUUUCUCGUUUUCGUUGUCUCUACGAUGGGUGAUCGAUUGAGCAAUGGAUUUGCAAGAAGGCAACGUUCGGAGGUUAGAAUUGAAUG
Messenger RNA from Pseudo-nitzschia multistriata, 1145 nucleotides. The record is from the annotation of a GenBank genome assembly. NCBI's taxonomy places the organism in Eukaryota, Bacillariophyta, Bacillariophyceae, Bacillariales, Bacillariaceae.